Pogoniulus pusillus (Red-fronted tinkerbird) is the source of this 1907-nucleotide messenger RNA. It is a transcript of the gene HSD17B7, whose product is annotated as hydroxysteroid 17-beta dehydrogenase 7. Gene Ontology annotation, biological process: cholesterol biosynthetic process. NCBI's taxonomy places the organism in Eukaryota, Metazoa, Chordata, Aves, Piciformes, Lybiidae. The record is from RefSeq and is a predicted model, not a curated record. Bases 77 to 1075 code for a protein of 332 amino acids. Gene Ontology annotation, cellular component: endoplasmic reticulum membrane. The transcript has 9 exons. Gene Ontology annotation, molecular function: estradiol 17-beta-dehydrogenase [NAD(P)+] activity; 5-alpha-androstane-3-beta,17-beta-diol dehydrogenase (NADP+) activity; 3-beta-hydroxysteroid 3-dehydrogenase (NADP+) activity.
CGCACCGGGGCGGCGCGUACCGGCAGUGCUUAUAGGGGCGGGGGCGCGGCAGCCGCGGAGGCCGCGACCGGACGAGAUGGAGCGAGUCGUGCUAGUGACGGGGGCCAGUGGCGGUGUGGGGCUGGCGCUGUGCCAGCGGCUGCUGGCGGAGGAUGGUCGCAUCCAUCUCUGUAUCGCCUGCCGCAACGCUCAGAAGAGUGAAGAUACUCGAAACCUCCUCCUGACCACCCACCCCGAUGCCCAGGUCUCUACUGUGGAGGUGGACCUGGGUAACCUGGCUUCGGUCCUGCGUGUAGCCCGUGAACUCCGCUGCAGGUUUCAACGCCUGGACUUUGUCUACCUCAAUGCUGGGAUCAUGCCCAACCCACACGUGAACUUUAAGGCGCUCUGGCAUGGUCUUCUCACUGGGAGGGUGCUUCACAUGCUGACCACUGCAGAAGGCAUAAUGACCCAGACAGACAGGCUUAAUGGAGAUGGACUGCAGGAGGUUUUUGCCACCAAUCUCUUUGGACACUUUAUCCUGGUUCGUCAGCUUGAGUCUCUACUCUGUGGUAAUGAAAAGCCUUCACGACUCAUCUGGACCUCUUCCAGCAAUGCCAGGGAGUCUGCCUUCAGCCUUUCUGACUAUCAGCAUGCCAAGGGGAAGGAAUCAUACAGUUCCUCCAAAUAUGCUACUGACCUGACAAGUGUGGUUUUGAACAGGAAAUUCAAUAAGCAGGGUCUGUAUUCCAGUGUUGUUUGUCCUGGUCUCGUUAUGUCCAACAUGACCUACAGAAUUUUGCCAGUUUUUCUGUGGAAGCUGCUAAUGCCCAUCAUGUGGCUGAUCCGUUUCUUUGCCAAAACUUACACUCUGACACCGUACAAUGGAGCAGAAGCACAAGUGUGGCUGUUCAAACAGAAGCCGGAGUACCUGGAUGAGCUUGUCAAAUACCACAGCUGUACUUCUGGAUUGGGAAGGAACUAUGUGGAGCCCAGAAAGCUUGAUGUGGAUGAAGAAACUGCUGAGAAAUUUUAUGAGAAGCUGUUGGAACUGGAGAAGCAAACUCUAGAGAGAUACAGUGAUCUGCUAGAUUAAAUAAAGCCAUUUUCAGUUGGGUAACAAUCUUGUGUCAGCAACAGGGACUUUUUCUAUUCCAUUCUGGUGCUACUUAUGUUGCCUGCUAUUCUGCAGGCACAUGGCUUCAGAUCCCAAUUUUCUUCUUGACAGAAGGUGGACAGUUUCUGAAAAUGGGAGUGUAAAAACUGAAGAGAAAUACUUAGUCUUUUUGUUAUGGGAUAUUUUUUUCUGGCAUAAAACUGGAGACCUUGAGUAGGUGGAUACUGCCUUAACAGAGCUGCAAAGCAAUGUCCUGCAAAAGCAUGACUGAACUGUGCACAGUUCAUGAACAGCCUCAGAGUAUGUGCCCUGCAUCGUGGCUCUCCCAGUCUUUCUUGGUGGCUCGAAAGCACUGCCUGUGGUUGAUCCUGAAGCACUUUUAGAAGAGCUGCUCUUAUGCUUGUACACCAAAGCUGAGGCAAACUUCUCGGCUGUGUUCCAGAAGACUGAACCUCACUGUAAAUAAGGCUCUGCACAGCAUCUGAAGCCAAGCUUAUGAAGAGCUGGCCUGAGAAGCACAUCCUUUCCUUCGGCUUUGGCAAUAGAUGUCUUGCUGCCCUGUAGGGAUGGGGACACCGUUUAGGUUUUAACCUUGACUGGCUAGAAAGACUGAAGCCAUUGACGUUAACUUGGGCUCAGGGCUAGUCUGCUCUGUUGUAGCACGAGUGAGAGGCUACCAGGUGAUUUUAAUCUAUUUAAGUAUCUUUUUAUAUAAAUCUACUGUACCAAGUAUUCUUCCUGUUGUCUGUCUGGGGAACUUCAAGUACCUGGUGUACUUCAAAUGAUGCAAUGAAUAAAUGAUUGGAACCGA